Messenger RNA from Sclerotinia borealis F-4128, 600 nucleotides. Lineage: Eukaryota; Fungi; Ascomycota; Leotiomycetes; Helotiales; Sclerotiniaceae. The record is from the annotation of a GenBank genome assembly.
AUGUCAGAGGCAGCCAACCAAACAGUGUUAUUAGUUGACGCCAUAGUCAAGGAAAUAUUGGAAGAGGGAUCAGCCGACGGAACAGUUUCACUUAAUGAGGGCAUAGCAAAGCGAAUAGAUAAACUCGAUAAGGCCGUACUCGAUGACAACGAAAUCGAGCGAAAAUUCCUACCCGAUACCGCCGAACCCGUAACCUCCAUCCCCGAGAUGAACUAUGCACAAGCCAAGAAGGAGUACUGGAGAGUGAAAAUAAUGUCCAUUCUUAUCGCCAAAAUCAUAGGGUCCCCUAAGACAUACAGUGUCGACCUAUUCGACGAAUUCCAACAUUUUAAACAACGUAUGGAACUCAUCGGCGACAGACUUAAAGUUUUGGAUUCGAAGUAUUGGAAGCCGUACCUCGAUGGCGAAGCGCAAGCGUUUGCUAGGAGAGCUCAUCUCGAUCCCCAGGGUCGUAUUGCGGCCAAUUCAGUGAAUGAUGUUGAUUCUCGGUUACGAAUGGCAGUGGAGGUAUUCACAACACAUUCGCCAGCUGUUUUUGGUCCUACUCUACCACCAGGAUUUGCACCAGCACCACAAUCAUCAUCGGAGCGGAGAGAUUAA